Molecule: messenger RNA, 878 nt
Organism: Perca fluviatilis (European perch)
Lineage: Eukaryota; Metazoa; Chordata; Actinopteri; Perciformes; Percidae
Gene: scpp7
Product: secretory calcium-binding phosphoprotein 7
Exons: 9
Coding region: 94-618 (174 amino acids)
Source: RefSeq, a predicted model, not a curated record
AUAAAUAGGAGUAAAUCUCUCUGCAGUGAUCACAACCGUCCUCAACAAUCCUUCAGUACUCUUCUGUUGCCGGAUAGGAAAGCUUCAUUGGAAAUGAAAUUCAUCCUGCUUGCUGCCUGCAUCCUUGGGGUGGCUGUCUGUGCCCCAACGGAGAUAUUCAUGGAGUUUGACAUCCAUCACGCUCCGGCUGAGGCAGCCCAGGCUAUUCCUGCUGGAGUGCCACUUAAAAGUCUAGAUGUUCUGCUCCCGGUUGAUGCCCAGAGGCAGCCUGUUGGGGGACCUGUCCGUGGCUUCAUCAAGCAGGAGAUCCUCGAGCCAAACGGUAGAGACACCAAGGAUGUGUUCAUCCCUUUUGGUUUUGAUACUGCUGUAGCACCCCCUGUUGCUGCUGCCGACCCUGUUGCUCCUGCAGCCCCAGUAGAUCCUGCAGCUCCUGUUGCUCCUGCUGCUCCUGUAGCUCCGGUUGCUCCUAUUGCUCCUGUUGCUCCUGCAGCUCCCGUUGCUCCUGCUGCUCCUGCUGCUCCUGCUGCUCCAGCUGCCCCUAUUGUACCCAUCCUUGCUGCUAGUGUCCCUGCUGCCAAACCCAGCGGAGAUGAUGAUGAUGAUGACGAUGACUAAACAAACAAAGAUCCGAGUCAGCAGGAUAGGAAUAGGUGACCACUGCAAUAAGACCAGCAGCCUACCCCGCUGAAAGACGACCAUCCAACACUGCUGUUUCCCAAAGUAUGAAAAUAUAGUGCAAUGCUUUUGAAAAAUAAAUGGUGGUAUGUUUUCUUAUGAAAUAAAUGGUUCUCUGCAGUUGGUGCAAUGCUUUUCUGUGGGGAAAAAAGUGGCAAAAGAGUUAUAACAAUAAAAAUUGGUACUGCUCUGCAAUGAAA